CUCACUUUCUUUACCAGGAGACCAACUGUUUCUGUUGCUGCUGGUAUCGAUGAAGUUAUCUCCUCUGCUGCUUUCUGAUGACAUCAGAUCUCUGCCAUGUUGGUAUCCCAUGCGAAUGGCAGCAUUUCGUUCCCUUUGCCGGGUGACCAAAGCAACGGCUAUAAAAAGAAGCAAGAGGCAACUAAACUCCAGUGAAACAGACUGUGGUAGAAGAGCAUCAUUCUUGUCUGCAGAAGACUAGAGCCCAGAAGAAGAUGGCCCAGCACCUCCUGUGGAUUUCGCUCCUUUUUCUGCAAACCUGGCUGAAAGCAGCUGGAAAUGAUGCAGCCUUGAUUGUGGUGAAUGGAAUUCUGGGGGAGUCGGCUACUUUUCCCUUAAAUAUUCAAGAAUCAGAGCAACUCUCCAGCAUUGCGUGGACUUCUAAAACAUCUGUUGCUUUUAUGACACCAGGAGACCCAGGAACAGCACCCACAGUUGUCACGACCCACAGAAAUUAUUAUGAACGAAUAGAAGUCACAGAUCAGAACUACAACCUGAUCAUUAAUGAUCUGAGGAUGGAAGAUGCAGGAGUCUACCUAGCAGACAUCAACACAAAGAACUUUCCCUACACCACCACCAAACGCUACCACCUUCAGGUCUACCGUCGGCUUGAAAAACCAAAAAUUACACAGAGUUUCAUGGCAUCUGUGAAUAGCACCUGUAAUGUCACACUGACAUGUUCUGUGGAGAAAGAAGAAAAGAAUGUGACAUACAGCUGGAGCCCUCUGGGAGAAGAGGGCAGUGUCCUUCAAAUCUUCCAGACCCCUCAGGACCGAGAGCUGACGUACACGUGCACCGCCUGGAACCCCGUCAGCAACAGUUCUGACUCCAUCUCUGCCCAGCAGCUCUGUGCAGACGCUGCAACCGGCUCCCGUCCUCGCCACUCCGGGAUGCUGAGCGGGCUGGCUGUGCUCUUUCUGCUGGUUCUCAUCCUGCCUUCAGUGUUUCUCCUCCGUCUGUGCAAGAGAAGGCAAGGUGCUGUCUCAAAGAAAACAAUAUACACGAGCAUCACCAUUUCAAGAGACGCUCAACCAGCAGAGGCCAGAAUCUAUGAUGAAAUCCCUCAGUCCAAGGGUACUCCCUUCAGAGAAGAGCCGGUGAACACAAUUUAUUCCACCGUGCAGUACUGUGAGAAGGUGGAGAAAACCGGCACACAGGACAAUAGACCUCCCGAGACUUCAGCCUAUGAAAUUGUGAUCUAGCUGGCAGAUGGCAUUCUCCCUGGGAAAGUGAGUUGCAGUCACCCAUUGUGGCAAGUGCCCUGGAUCUAGACCUUCUCUGUACAGCUCUUACUGGGAGACUGCAAAUCACCACAUCCCAACAUGUAAGCCAAGCAGGAAACCUUCUGUUGCUGAGCAUGGCUGGUACCAACAGACAAAUGGUUACUUGACCUUUCUGACUGGCUCCCAUUUGGAUGAAUGACAGAGCAGUUUCCCAAUCUCCCUCACAUCAUGGCAUGUGCAGAAAAUAAUGUUUUCUUAUGGCACUCUGUGGUUAAACAGUCAAAGUUGCUCCUGCACGUGGCUGGAAGAUUCUCUUGACUAGAGGUAAUAGACCUGUCCAUCAGCUGUGAGAAGAAGGGAAUCAAUAUUUUGCACACCUGUAACAUGCCAUACACACCAGCAAGAAUGCUCUGCUCACACUCUGCAUAUGCAAGGAACACUGGUACACGGCCCUCACCAGUUCCUAAAUCAUCUUGAGCAAAUUAGGAAAGGAUACUCUUUCCUUGGGACAGAGGGAGCCCCUCACUCAAGUGCAUGGCAUGGUACCAGCCCCCACUCGCUCCUUUGCUUGGGGACCUACGUGCAGGGCACAAGCUGUCAGAGUUUUGGCUGUUAGUCAUGAAGACACGGUCUCCAAAUGGAGUGUUAGAAAUACUCCUUCGGUAGAAACUAGAAUGUUGGAGCACUAUUCUUUGGGCUCUAUUUCAAAAGUCUUACGGGACUUUCUUUCUGGCCAAGUUUUCCUUCGGUGUCCCUCUGAGCAGUGUCAGCAGGAAGGUGACACACCCAGUACCUCUGCUCUCCAACAGAAAUUAAUCAGCUAUGUUUUUUGCUUUUGGUGGAAAUGGGUGUAAACCAGCCAUUCCAACAAGAAACCUUGAAGGAAGCAUAGUCGUUCACCAGAGGAAACUUGGGAGUAAUGGUGCAGGUUAUGAAACUGGAUUUCACCCAGUUCCUUAUUCUCAGCUCAGAGGGGCAGGAGGUUCAAGUUGAGGUUGAGAGCCUUGCUCCAGAAUCCCCACAAACAGAUGGCCAGCUGGCUAGCCAUAAGGAGGAAUCACCCCCAGCUCAGCUGGACAGUCAUGUGAUCAUAACCUAACUGUCUAAAUCUCCCACAGCAAAAAAAAUGAGCUGCAUUUAGGUAGAAUGAGGUUUUCCAUCCCAGUGAAUGAAUCCAUGGAACUUUCUAGCACCGGCUACCAUUCUUAGGAUGGAGAGGCCCAAAGAUGAGCAUGAUGUCUUGCCUUUGGCCCAGCUGAAGAGAGAAAUUCAACACAGACACUACAGUCAAGUCCUAAACUGCAGCUGCAAGCAGUGACAUGAACUAUAACAGUCAGAAGAGCUAGAGGAGGAGGCGAGGCUGAAGCUGGGCCACAGAGAGAGGCAGAGGGAAGGUGGGAACCAGGCAGGUAACUGUGUCUGUGGGGUGUAGUUGGGGCUUCACAUAGUCUCACAGUCCCUUGCCUAUUCAAAAAUGGAGUGCCUCAACCAGAAUGCAUGCCGCUACCCCUGUCCACGUACAUAUCCUCCAAUGCCCACCUCAAAUGGCACCUGUUCUAUGAAGUGUCUCCCGGUAUCAUCAGCUAAAACUAAUCACGGCUCAUUUUAUUCUGACUCAUAGCAUACAUAAUUAUUUGGUCUCCUCACUACAGGAUACACUACUUAAGGAUAAGACCCAUGUCUUUUAUUCAUUGCUUUAUUUUUCUCUGUAUCCACCACCACCCAACAUAAUGACUUAUACCCUGUGUGCAAGCUGUAAAUGCUGUUGGAGAGAACUGAAGUGACCAGCCUGCCAGAACAGAAAAGGUACAUGUUGGAAGUAGGGAUAGAUCAAUGCCAAUAAGCAUAGUGUGUCAGGAGCCGCUCUGGACAGGAGCUAUGUAUGUGGCCAACCAGCCAGGGGCUGUGUGUGUGAGCUGUGAGCAUCCUGAGCGCACAAAGCGGACUAGACUGAGAUGCUGCUCUGUGUGGGCUGUGCACGUUUGUGUCCCUUUCGCUUGCUCUGCCUUUGAUCCCCACCCAGCACUUGAGAUGGGCGUGGCCUUCCAAGAUGUCAAUCAACCUGCUGACAGCAAGACAUUAGGAGCUAGACUCAACCCCCUGAAACCUGACCCCUUGCCUCAUUUGAAUGGCUUUUCCCCAAUAAAACUGGGUUUGAGUCGCACUCUUUCCCUUUCUUGCCUGCCUUGCCUCUGUUGUGGGAGCUGAGUGGCCGCCACAUAACCCAAAGGAAAAAAGUAUUUCCCUGUCUGUGCGUCAUUAUUUCGUGUCAGCCCAAUUCUCCUGGAGUGACCCUGACAGGUUUAGUCCUGUGUCGUGACAAUAGUGGAACUAAAUUAUGGCAAGCAUUAAACAUUAGGAUGCAGUUAUAAGCUAUUGCCUUUGUGUAAGGGCAUUGGAGGAAAACUUUCGGAGUUAGACAGCUAAGAGGUCAGCUGAAACACUGAAGGAGACAGUGCUCUGGGGAAGGGCAUGAAGGAAAAAAAUUAGGUAACUUGGUUAUAAAGGAGGAAGAAGCUGAUGAGCAAAGGUGAGUUUCCCCUCGCUCUAUAGGGAGAUUGAGGGAUCAUUUCUGAACACCCUUAUUUUGGAAUCUGCUUCUUCUGCUUCCAGUGUGCUUAUUAAGUCAAAUUCCUAGUGUCUUGGUGUGAGGAAAGAAAGAAAGGGAGGGAGGGAAGGAGGGAGGGAUAAAGAGUAAUUGCAAGCAAGAGUUAGUUAGAUAUUCCAAAAAAAGCAAACCUGGGAUGGAUCCAGUGCACAGGAAUUUUUAAGGUAGCCUUUGAGCUCAUAACCAUUCUUUCCUAUGAAUAUUAUGAUUUAUGAAAAUGUAACUCCCUCCACAGAACUCAGUCCUCAAAUUAUGCUGUAAAAUGAGUGUGAUUUUUUUCCCAGAUAGGGUCUCACUCAAUUGCCUUAGGCUGAUUUUGAACUUGUGAUCCUCAUGUCUCAGCCUCCUAAAUGAAAUAAAUGUGAUCUUAUUUCCCCUUCGUGGAUUUCCAGAAGAGCUACAAUGUGACCAACAUGUCUAUAAAAUUACAAUAUCGUUUCAAGGGAACAGGGAUUUACUAGCAGACCGAAAUGUGCCAGUUUUUUGAAAAUACCAUCAAAAUUGAAAUCUUGGGGCAGCGCUCUCUAGUGGAAAGUACUGGUAAAGCAGGACGGUCCCUCUGCCUGCAAACACUGACUGGGCUUCUGAUGUUACAUCUCACGCUUCCCAGAAGAAAAUGAAGCUGGUUUAAAAUAUUAUUUUUUAAAAGAAGUCAACAGAACACUCUAAACUACACUAUCCAAAAGAGAAGAGCUUCAGUAGGCCACCUUGGAAAUUGUGUAAGUAGGAAGGAGCCCAACUGGGUUGGGCUGUGUCAAGAGAAAGCAGGUCUUAGGUUCCACCUUAAGAGAAGAAAUUGCUGGAUUGUAUUUUCUUUCAGAUCAAUUCCUUUUCUUCUAUUUGACUUUCCCCUGAAUUUCCCCUGAUUUGUAUAAUUUUCUCAAGAAAACUAGUGACUGUAUCCAGUGUGUAAAAUAAAGUUUGGAAAACAAA
This is a messenger RNA of Marmota monax (woodchuck), 4803 nucleotides long. RefSeq names its product CD84 molecule (gene Cd84). The record is from RefSeq and is a predicted model, not a curated record. Lineage: Eukaryota; Metazoa; Chordata; Mammalia; Rodentia; Sciuridae. Gene Ontology annotation, biological process: negative regulation of interleukin-6 production; positive regulation of monocyte chemotactic protein-1 production; positive regulation of tumor necrosis factor production. Gene Ontology annotation, cellular component: external side of plasma membrane.